This is a messenger RNA of Chiloscyllium plagiosum (whitespotted bambooshark), 1570 nucleotides long. RefSeq names its product fatty acid hydroxylase domain containing 2 (gene faxdc2). The record is from RefSeq and is a predicted model, not a curated record. Gene Ontology annotation, molecular function: iron ion binding; oxidoreductase activity. Lineage: Eukaryota; Metazoa; Chordata; Chondrichthyes; Orectolobiformes; Hemiscylliidae. Gene Ontology annotation, biological process: lipid biosynthetic process.
CGCGCGCACGGUUAACCGGGAGCGAGCGCGGGUGUGAAGCGGGCGGGGAUCCGCCUCCCGGUGAGUCGGGGUGUCCACCAAUCGGAUGGGUUCCUGUGGAAACACUGAGGCUAGAUAGCGCAAAUUGUUUCAGCCCCUCAGCCAGCCAGCGACAUCACUCCAAACUGAAGAGAGUGUAACACAAGACACUUGGGUCACAAGAAUCAAACAGACUGCUUCACCUGUAACAAGACAGCUUUUCUGACUUCAAGUCUAAAGAUGCGAGGUUCAGGUGAUCAGCCUAAUCCUGGCACAUCACAGUCACCGGAGAGACAUGUUUGGGAUUCUGUGAAGAAAGCUGCCUUCAUCCUGGGCUCUGGACUCUUUGUGUUUGCAGCCUUCAGGAACACUGUGACCUGGCAUUUGCAGCAAUUCUGGGGAGCUUCUGGCGACUUCUGGCAGUCGCAGUGGGGAAAAGCUCACAGUUACUUCCAAGGCAACGAAUGGGUCCUCUUCUUGCUAGGUACCAUGGUGAUUCCUACUAUGUCCUUCUGGAUUUUGAAUGGGCUCCUUCUGAUUGUGGAUGCCACAGGAAAACCACAGCUGAUUACACGCUACCGGAUUCAGAGGGGCAAGAAUGACCCGGUGGAACCUGCUAAGCUUCAGCAAGCCAUCAGAACGGUUGUAUUUAACCAGGUUUUCCUGUCGUUCCCAAUGGUGUUGGUAAUGUAUCCCAUCAUGAAGUGGAGAGGUAAUCCUUGUGGUACUGAGCUCCCCACUUUUCAUUGGGUGCUGCUGGAGCUGUGCUUCCUUGGGCUAUUGGAAGAAGUGUUUUUCUACUAUUCUCACAGGCUUUUCCACCAUCCUCUGCUUUACAGACACAUCCACAAGAAGCACCAUGAAUGGACUGCCCCGAUUGGCAUUAUCUCCCUGUACGCACAUCCGGUUGAGCACGUGAUGUCCAACAUGCUACCACCUAUGAUUGGACCGAUCAUCGUGGGAUCUCAUGUGGCAACUGUGAUGCUGUGGUUUUCAUUGGCACUACUGAUUUCCACAAUUUCACACUGUGGUUAUCAUCUCCCACUGCUACCAUCACCAGAGUUUCAUGAUUUUCAUCACCUCAAGUUCAACCAAUGCUAUGGAGUGCUUGGAGUCCUGGAUCGCCUCCACCAGACUGACACCAUAUUUAGAGAGACUAAAGCGUAUGAGCGUCAUACUCUCCUGCUCAGCCUUACUCCUCUAUCUGAGAGCAUUCCGGACUUCGCCAAGCGCAAGUGACGAAUCUUUAGGCCCUACUUUGGGAUCUGGCAACUACACAAUCAUAUAAUCCUUUCCUCACUGAUCAUUAACACUUGCUAUUGUGCUUUGGUUUGUUUACAAGGAAAGCUUUUUGAAAAUGCUUUGGUACACAAAGUCUACUUGCUGACGUGUUUAUUCAGAAGCUCUAGACUCCAGGAGGUGCCAGGGACUCAGUCAGUUAGGUGGGCUAAACCGUAACUUUUCUGUAAAAUCUUUUAUGGCAGCUCAAAAUUAUCGUUCGUUUCUUCAUUGCUUGUUUAAGGUAUCAAUAAAACAAUUUUCAUCCAUGCAA